Molecule: messenger RNA, 1337 nt
Organism: Pelagomonas calceolata
Lineage: Eukaryota; Pelagophyceae; Pelagomonadales; Pelagomonadaceae
Source: the annotation of a GenBank genome assembly
CUAUCCGCCGGGCGCGCGCAAAAAAAUGAAAACGAACGCCGCGCGACGAGGCGCGUCGAUUGAUAGUGCUGGCCAACUCCACGGUACAUUGCCAGCGCACCACGCGGCGGGCUUUUGGUUUAACUGUUUUAUCGCGCGUGUUGAAGGGUGAUGAAAGUGGCGCGUGAUGGUUUUAUAGGGUGCGGGAUAGGGGGCUAUUUCGCCCUGGCCCAUCGCGCCCGCGCGGGCCGCGGCGUAGGACUGUUGGGAGGGCACGUUCAGCGCCAGGUAGUAGGUCAGCGUGUGGCACGAGAGCACGCCGCAGUGGUAGAUGAGGCCGACGCGGUUCCGGCUGUAGACCUCCGUCGUGUCCAGGCCGCGGGACGUCGAAUACACGAAGACGUAGAUGAUGAGGAACGGCCCGUACGUGCAAAGCGCGGCGGGCGCGAGGACGUUGGCGACGUGCAGGAGUCGGAAGCGCGUCGCGCGGCGCACAUUGAGGUCGAAGAAAAAGAAGUGCACGACGGCCGCGUCGCUCCUCGGGGAGUCGCGCUGGCGGUCGCGGAGCAGGAGAUAUACCCGCGUCGCGACGAUGGCCCAGGCCCAGCCCCAGCACAAAUAGAAGAGGCCUUCCGCGUGCAUGACGAGCGUGUCGCACGCAGGCGGUCCGCUCCCGUCGCAGGACGCGCUCCCGGGCGCCGCGACGGCCAGCGCGCAGGCGACGCAGCCGCCGGCGAUCACGAGGCUGACGAGCGUCGUGAGGCCGCAGCAGACCAGCAUGGGCACGCGCGUCGAGUGCCACGCGAGCUCGGUGUCGCACCACAGGCACCAGGACACGCACGACGCGCACUGCGACGCGUAGGCCAGCAGCCAGACCGCGUAGAAAGAGCGCAGGCCGCAGAGGUCCGUGGAGGCGCGGUACCUGCGUGUUGGAGGUCUCCCGCGGAGACGGGAUGUUUUCGGCGCCGCCGCGAGGACGGAAAGGCGUGGUGCCCGAGGGCUCCGAACAAGUAGCCGCAUGCCAUGAAGGCCUGCGUCCGGACCGCCCACGGCGCGGCGCCGCGCUUUCGCAGGCUCGCGGCGAACACAAACAGGGACGCCAUGAGCGCGUAGUCCGUCACCCAUCCCGACGGCUCCGAGUCGACGCCGUGGCCCAUGGCUCCGCGCGCCGUCGGGCAGCGGUCGCGCCGACGCCUCUAGAUGAUGCCAGUCGCGGGUCGAGCGGUGGCGCUACCGCCGCGCAGCGUGCGCGCGCGAGGAUUUCUUCGAUUUGGCUGAGUGGCAGCGCGCAAAUUGCUCCAGAGCAGGCAAAAGGGCAGCCUUCCUGGUAUCCUGGGCCCCUGCCCAGCAAAAUCUAG